AUGGUUAGUCAUUGGAAAAAGUGUUUACUGUGGCUAGUCAUCGCCCUCCUCUGUCAGCUCUUGGCAGCCCAGCAACUGCAGGGACCUCCGCGACCCAGGGGGCGUAUACGCAUUGCGGAUAUGCAGCCACCGGCAGGACCGGUAUCUGGUCCUGGUCCUCUGGGUAAUUGGCCUAGUUUGCCAGCUGUGGGCCCCAUCAGCUCCACAGUGCACACGCACAUCCCUCUGCUGCGGGAGGAGAGUGCUCAGCGGCCACUGACACCCAGCCAGGAGGCGGUGGUAUAUGGCAACUGGAAGCCAGAGCACCCAGAGAAGCCAGAAGAGCUGGCAGAAAAAGAUAAAGAGGCAGAGAUGGAGAUGGAAACAGAUUCUAGUCAGCAGCCCAGGGAGCGGGUGUAUGGACGCCUAGAGGCCAUGCUCAUGGGCUUGCCAGCAAAUACUGCCGAUUCAAAACUUUCCAGUUCCAGUGAAGAGCAAACGGCACCCAUAGCUCCCGGUAGCUAUCAGAACCCCGUUUAUGCUCCUCCCGCCAGCUAUGAACGUUCCCCAGAGAAGCAUGGAAGAAAGAGGAUCACCAGCCAGCAGACUCCUCAUCAGUUCGAGGUCACCCGUGUAAACAACACAGAUCCCGCACUCAAAGCCGUGGCUAAGCAGAUCAAUGAGUCUGCAGAGACAACCACGACCACACGCAGAAAUACCCAGAGCACCACCGACGAUACAUGGAUGCCACUGCCAUACCCAUAUCCCUACGACACCACAAUGCCUUCUCCGCCUGCGUCGAGCUCUAUGAUUCCAGGCUUUAUGCAAUCCUCGGUGGUGCACCCACCAGCGCCCACUCAGGCCACCCACUCCACCGCUGGCCUGCUCAACUGGCCCACCGAUUUCAUUGAUAGCACUUCGAAUACGGCUAGCACGGAACGCAUUGAUGGUACCAUUCCAGCGAAUAUAGACAGGCGAGACGACAGCAUCAGCGAUUCUGCGGACGAUUACAAGUACUACGAGGAGUCCCUAAACUCCGCCCAGAUGCACAGCGAGCUGAGUGUGCCGGAGACGCUGCCCUUGAAUAUAACCCGGGUGGGCAUUCCCUACGAGGAUCGGAAUGCAUCCGAAGAGCCAACCAUCUGUGUGCCGCUCACUGUAUCGGAGGCGUCGCUCUCCUCGGACAGUGUCACACCCCUGGUGGUGGAAGUAGAGCGUGUCUACUGCUUCCCACUGCCCAAGGUGGAAGUGCGUAGGGGUCAAGUCCGGCCGCAGGUGGAACAGGUGACCCGAACGCAUCAGGAGGAGGAGGAGUUACGUGAAACGGAGAUGCAGCCAACGGAUCAGGCAAUGCCGCCAAUGGAUGUAGCAGCGGGAGCCUCACGAAGUUCAGUUGGAGUACUGGCGUUGUCCCUCCUCCUCGUUGGAUGGAGCUUGCGACCAGGAAUUAGUACCUAA
Molecule: messenger RNA, 1437 nt
Organism: Drosophila kikkawai
Lineage: Eukaryota; Metazoa; Arthropoda; Insecta; Diptera; Drosophilidae
Source: RefSeq, a predicted model, not a curated record